Messenger RNA from Diatraea saccharalis (sugarcane borer), 1571 nucleotides. The record is from the annotation of a GenBank genome assembly. Lineage: Eukaryota; Metazoa; Arthropoda; Insecta; Lepidoptera; Crambidae.
CGUUUUAAGAUAAGACUGCAGAAAAUAAAUAAUUGUAUUUAUCACGUGAGCUGUGUCCCUAAUAUCUUCAGUUUGUACGAGCACAUCAUAUAACAUGGCAGAUAGAUACCAGUUAUGGGGAGGAUGUUUUGAGGAAGAACCUUCUGCCGUACUGAAACGCUUAAACGACUCCCUUGGAGUGGACAGCAGACUCUAUCGAGAGGAUGUCUUCGGUAGCAAAGCGUGGGCUCGAGAGCUGUUCCGCAGCGGUCAUCUAUCACAAAAUGACCACGACGCUCUACAAAGCGGACUUGAUAAGGUUGUGCAAGAAAUAGAGCAGGACUUAUCUCUGAAGGGUAGCCUCAAGGAUCCUGAAGAAGAUAUUCACUCUGUGGUGGAAAGACGCCUGCACACACAUGCAGGGGAAGCUGCAUUACGGUUGCAUACUGCUCGUAGCCGCAACGAUCAGUCUGCUACUGAUACACGAUUGUGGAUGUUGGCAUCUACGCAUAGAUUACGUAACACUCUCAUAGAACUUAUUACGGUGCUAGUAAAGAGAGCCGAAAUGGAAAUCGAUAUCAUCGCUCCUGGCUACACACACUUGCAACGUGCACAACCCGUACGCUGGAGUCAUUUUCUAUUAAGUCACACAUGGUCUCUCAAAGAUGACGUUAUGAGACUAGAAGAGCAAAUGAAACGCAUAUCCCGAUGCCCUCUCGGCAGCGGAGCAAUUGCCGGGUGCGCGCUAGCUAUAGACAGGAACAGACUAGCUCGCGACUUGGGAUUUGAAGAUGUUACACCAAAUUCCAUGUUUGCUGUUAGUUCUAGAGAUCAUAUAGUUGAAUUCCUCAACUGGGCAACUUUAUGCAGUCUCCACCUUAGCAGAUUAGCCGAAGAUUUAAUUAUAUAUAGCUCUCAAGAAUUCGGCUUCAUACGUUUUUCCGAUCAAUUUUCCACGGGUUCUAGUUUGAUGCCCCAAAAACGAAACCCCGAUGGAUUAGAACUGGUGCGUGGAGCAGCGGGACUUAUGUUGGGAACUUCGGUUGCAUUCAAUUGCGUAUUAAAAGGACUACCGAGUACAUACAAUAAGGAUUUGCAGUCCGACAAAGAGCUAUUAUUUGCAUCUUAUGACAAACUUUUAGAUUGUCUAAAAGUAGUCACCGGAUCAGUCAAAACCAUGGAAGUAAAUCGUGAGAAAGCGCAAAGUGCAUUAGAACCAGGGAUGUUAGCCACAGACAUUGCGCACGCACUCGUACGGCGCGGGGUACCGUUCCGGCGGGCACACCACCUCGUUGGAGCAGUCCUGCGUCGUGCCACCGCACUGGGAGUAGACUUGCAGCAUAUGUCGCAUGCCGAAUAUUUGGCUAUAUGUCCUGAUUUCGGUAGUGAGGAAGAGUUACGUGCCAUAUUUUCAUGGGAAGCAAGUGUAGAGCAAUACACGAGCGUUGGAGGUACUUCUAUGUCAUCGGUACGAGUUCAGCUUCAAGAACUCAACACUUGGAUCAACCAGACUCAAAAAUGAUGUAUAAUUAUAUAAUAAUAUGAAUAAAGAUAUAAUAAUAUCUUAAUCUUUUAUCAAGGUCAUUGAAAUA